AUGUCAGAGUCUGCAGGGCUAGGGUUAAAGCGGCGGCGAGUGACACGUGCAUGUGAUGAGUGUCGCAAGAAGAAGGUGAAGUGUGAUAGUAGGCAUCCGUGCAUACAUUGCACGGUGUACUCGUAUGAAUGCACGUAUAAUCAACCGGCACGGCGGGCCGGAGGAGGGCGCGGGCGCGGAGAAGGCGGCACGGAAGCGGGCGCAGGCGAGGAUGUGGGCGCGGGCGGGGUGUGCAAGAAGGGGCCGCACUCGCGGGUGCGGUACCUGCAGAAUAAGAUCGCGAAGUUUGAGCGGGUGCUCGGAGAAGUGUUUCCGGGGCUAGUGGACGAGCGGACGAUCGACGAGUUCGAUGUUGAGACGUUCAAGAAGCUGUUUGCGAACUGCAUUCGCAAGGAUGUGGAUGUGCGCGAGGUUGUCGCGGAGUACCGACUGAUAGUGCCGUGUGAGGAGCCGGGUGGGGUGCGGCGCGCGGCGGCCGGUGACGCGGCGGAGGCGGAAACGGAACCGUUUUCGCAGGAAGAGAGCAAAGAGAUUAGGAUCAUUCUGCCUCCAAAGCCAAUUGCGAUUGAGUUUGUAAAGAAUGUGUGGGAGAACUGCUGUGUGCUGUACCGUUUCUAUCACCGCCCGACUUUCAUCAGGAAGCUGGACGACCUGUAUGAGACAGACCCGCGUGAGUACACGCACGAGCAGCUACGCUUCUUGCCGUUGUGCUACGCUGUCAUGGCAGUGGGUGCGCUGUUCUCUAGCUCCAUGCUCCCUGGUCGGGGAAGCGAAGAUGCGGGCUCUGCAGGCAGAGUAACAGCGGCUACAUUGGCGGAUACGGACACACGGCACGCUUAUCUGCACGACGAGGGCUACCGGUACUAUGUGGCUGCGAAAAAGCUAGUGGAUCUCACGAACGCCCGUGACACCGAGGCGAUUCAGACCCUUUGUAUCCUGUUUGUGUUCUCACAAUGUUCUGCGCGGCUCUCCACGGGGCAUUCGUAUGUCUGCCUGGCUAUGAAGUCCGCCCUUCGUGAAGGAUUUCAUCGCAAGCUCUCGCCGGAAGAUGAGAAGAAGUAUUCACCGCUCGAGCAGGAGAUGCGCAAGCGCCUGUUUUACACCCUUUAUAAGAUGGAGGUAUUUGUGAAUACGAUGCUGGGGCUGCCAUCGUCACUCUCCAAGGACGACUAUGACCAGUCGCUACCACUUGAGAUCAGCGAUAAAUAUAUCUCGGAUAGCGGCAUCCAUGCCGAGCAGCAGAGAGAUAUAUUAUCGUCCUCAGGAGUCGCAAAUCAACAUACGAAACUUAUUAUGAUCAUGGAAGAAAUAGCCGCGCAGCUGUAUCCCGUGAAAAGAACCGGUAAGUUUAUCUCUCACAAGGUUAUUUCAGCUUUAGAGCUUAAAUUGCGCAGCUGGCUAGAUCAACUGCCGGCAGAGUUAGUUCCGGGUCUGAAGGAUGUACCGGAACGCUACUACAUGGCCAACAGGAUGUUACACCUAUCUUUCUUACAUGUGCAGCUAAUCUUGUACCGUCCAUUCAUUAACUACCUCUCCAGAUCCAAUUCCAGUUCAACUAAUAGUACCCUUUCCGUCCAACGGGCCAAAAAUUGUAUUUCUGUGGCGCGCACAGUGAUUUCGUUAGCUGCGGAAAUGUUCGACAAGGGUAUGCUGGUAGGGACAUCAUGGUUCAGCAUUUACACAAUAUUUUUCAGUGUAACUGGCCUGAAUUACUACGUGCGGGAAGUCACGCCCACAUAUAAGCAGGCAAUUGCAGAGUACAAGCAGAUUUUAGAGAGUGUGGAGCUUGGGACAGAUAUUCUCUCAAAACUGAAAACCACUUCUGUAGCCGCUGGCCGCAUAUACAACGUUCUGUUUUCACUUUUCAAGCCAUAUAAUCCUCAUCCUCAAGUAUCUGCAAGCCUGAGUUCAACACCUAAUGCUCAGGUGGAUGAUGAUGACAUAAAACAACAGCGUUCUGGAUACAAUUCGGUGAACAACUCUGUCCAAGAGCUUAUUAGCAUCCCUGAGACUAGUAAUGCCAGUUUCUUUCACAAUUGGGCUGUUGACCCAUCUUUGAAAGCACAGGAGCAAGUAUACUUUUCUGGCCCAUCGUUGCCAUCAGGCACCCCAGUAACCAACAUUAAAAAUCCUAACACGCCCCCCACACUACCAAACAAUCGUGUGGCAUCCAGUUUCUCCGGGACGUUAGUUUCACUAAUUCCCACUUCCUCUACCGGACGUGCUGAUACUCCAUCCAUACAUCAAACACCUAGCACAACAAUGGUCAACAGUGGCAGUUUUGUCCCAGAGGAAGAUAUAGGUAACGUGGAAACUCACUUGUUUGGUCGUUAUCUGCCCCCAUCACUUUCCCAAGAUCCACUUAUUGCGUACUCUUUGCCGCAAACCGAAUUUGAAAACCCUUAG
Messenger RNA from Eremothecium gossypii ATCC 10895, 2406 nucleotides. It is a transcript of the gene ASG1, whose product is annotated as Asg1p. Gene Ontology annotation, biological process: positive regulation of transcription by RNA polymerase II; DNA-templated transcription. The transcript has a single exon. Gene Ontology annotation, molecular function: zinc ion binding; DNA-binding transcription factor activity, RNA polymerase II-specific; sequence-specific DNA binding. The record is from RefSeq and is marked provisional. Gene Ontology annotation, cellular component: nucleus. Bases 1 to 2406 code for a protein of 801 amino acids. NCBI's taxonomy places the organism in Eukaryota, Fungi, Ascomycota, Saccharomycetes, Saccharomycetales, Saccharomycetaceae.